Messenger RNA from Zootermopsis nevadensis, 454 nucleotides. The record is from RefSeq and is a predicted model, not a curated record. NCBI's taxonomy places the organism in Eukaryota, Metazoa, Arthropoda, Insecta, Blattodea, Termopsidae.
UUUACACUCAAAAAUAAGUACUAAUUCGAUUGUCCUUGGAUACUUCAAUGCUAAUUGUUUAUCGCAGUCUUGUUUCAGAGGGACUUGCGUAGUUAAGGUUUUAAGUAUUAUCUAGUUGAAAUGGUGAAGUAUUUCGAAACUACGUCUGUGUUCCGUUUUAGUUGGGAUCAAGUUGCUCAAGGAUUCUGGAAACGUUAUCCAAAUCCUCACAGCAACCAUGUCUUGUCUGAAGACACCAUAUUUCGAGAAAUACGAGGAAACAAACUAUUUACCAAGCGCCUGCUCACCAAGACCAACAGGGUUCCAAAGUGGGGAGAGCAUUUCGUUAAUGCCCGCACUGUUAAGAUUGUUGAGGAGUCUAUCACAGAUCCAAAGGAGAAAGUUCUAAUUACAUAUACAAGGAAUAUUGGUUAUGUUAGAGUAAUGGUAAUUGGUCUUUUAUAUAUUUUGAUUU